GCUUCCGGGCUGCGCGCGCCGCGUGAGGGGGCGCUCGAGGAGGCGGCGGCUGCGGGGGCUCCGGCGGCGGUUUCGGCUCCGGCUCCGGCGGCGGUUUCGGCUCCGGCGGCUCGACAUGGCUGAGGUGGAAGAAACGUUGAAGCGAAUUCAGAGCCAGAAAGGAGUGCAGGGGAUCAUUGUUGUUAAUUCUGAAGGUAUUCCUAUUAGAAGCACUAUGGACAACUCCACCACGAUUCAGUACGCCGGGCUGAUGGGCAGCAUCGUCACGCAGGCGCGGAGCGCUGUGCGAGACAUCGACCCCCAGAACGACCUCACCUUCCUGCGGAUCCGCUCCCAUAAAAACGAGAUCAUGGUUGCAACAGAAAACGACUACUUGCUGAUCGUCAUCCAGAAUCCAACCGAGUGAUUACACUGACUUGGUCUGUUUUUUUCCCUUUGCCUGACUGUCCUCUUUUUAUUUAAUGGUAAGAAAAUAGAGCAUUAGUAUUAACUUUGCUAUGUUGCUUCAAUAAAGUCUGGAAAAACAAAA
Colius striatus (speckled mousebird) is the source of this 529-nucleotide messenger RNA. Its product is annotated as dynein light chain roadblock-type 1-like. Lineage: Eukaryota; Metazoa; Chordata; Aves; Coliiformes; Coliidae. The record is from RefSeq and is a predicted model, not a curated record. Gene Ontology annotation, molecular function: dynein intermediate chain binding. The transcript is spliced from 4 exons. Bases 116 to 406 code for a protein of 96 amino acids. Gene Ontology annotation, cellular component: centrosome; cytoplasm; cytoplasmic dynein complex. Gene Ontology annotation, biological process: microtubule-based movement.